Messenger RNA from Closterium sp. NIES-67, 2632 nucleotides. The record is from the annotation of a GenBank genome assembly. Lineage: Eukaryota; Viridiplantae; Streptophyta; Zygnematophyceae; Desmidiales; Closteriaceae.
UCCGCACCCCACCUCACAUUCCGUGCUUCCGUGCUAGGAACUUUCCCACGCAAUCACAGUGAAUCGUUCCUAACAGAACUCGCGAUGCCUGAUUUACUCUUAUUGAAUAGCAAGGAGAGACAGUGAGAAGUCAACGUUGACAGAAAGGCCCAGGCUGUAGAGGAGUAGGCAGGCGAGGAAGGAGACAUUCCUACGAGGAAGGAGACCUUCCUACAAGCAAGAACCGACAGUAUGGACGGCCUUAGCCCAUGGAGUCGACAGCACGAAAGUUCAAGAUGCAUUUCUUCGAAACUCACCACCUUGCACCAACCCUUUCCCACCGCCCGCCCUCUCCUCUUCUUCCUCCUCCUAAUAUCCCUGGAGCCGCCGUGCUUCUCGCUCUCACACGCCCCUGCCACCGUUCGAUCGGACCUGCCACGUCACUCGCGUAGCCUCAUCAACGGAUCGCUCUCGCUUCCACGUGGGCCGCACUGGCGGCGGAGUUCGGAAUUUAUGGAGGGAAAUGACGGUGGCGAGAGAAUGGCCGAAAAGAUGGGAACAGAGUCGGGCGUUGUCCCCAUCCCUCUCUCGUUAGCCCGCGCUCUCUUGCAGGGCGGUUCGAAGCACAUUGAAAUCGCGGCUAGAAAUGGCGCAGCUAGGAAUCGCACACGAGGGUCGCAUAGGCGACAGGCGACAGCAAAGGCGAAGGCGAAUGCGACAGUUGCGAAAGCAGUGAAACCGUCACCGAGCAAGAAGCGGUCGACGAGGAGAUGGCGGGUGGGUUCGAGCGGAGACGAGACAGGCGGAGCUGCGGGAAGCGGCUCCACGGAAGAAGGGGCGGCAGCGGCAAGGGGAGGGGGGACGGGAGAGAAGCAGGAGAGUGCGGGCGCAGCAGGCAAGUGGGGCAAGGACGACGUUGCAACUGCUCGCCCCGUUUCGACUGGAAGAGCGGCCAAGCCCGCGCCCAAAAUACCCGCGACGAUUCCCGACCGCGGGAAGCUUCCCUCCGUGUCACCGAAGGUUCCGGUAGCUGGCAAGUCAAACGCGUCCGUGGCGAGCCCUUCGGGCAGCAAAGCUCCGAGCACGGGAAUGCCGUCUGCAGGGACGAAGGCGCCGUCGCACGGCGAAACCCCCACACAGGCCACACCAGGCUCACAAACCAAACCAGCCUCGCAGACGAAAACACGUCGACCAGCCAAAACGCCAUCACGAAGGGGGCCAGCACAAUCGCCCUCGCAAGCCAAACAGCCCUCCACCACACUACCCUCCCGGCCCAAGCCACCAACACAAGCCAAACCUUCGCCUGCACCUCAGACGACCAAGCCUCCCCCCCAAACCAAGCUGCCGAGCCAAUCCAAGCCUUCCACCAUUCCCAAGCCUCCAGUACAGAGCAAACCUCCUGCUCAGACCAAACCUCCUGCCCAGCCUACCCCUGCCAACCAGACGAAGCCGCCCAUUCAUUCCAAACCUCCUGCCGAAGCAAAACCUCCUGGCCAAGGCAAGCCGGGUGGUGCUCAGCCCAAGAUGCAGCUGUUCCACGUGUCAGGCUCCAAUUCGUUCUGUCUGGAUGGCAGCCCGCCAGCGUACUACUUCCGCCAAGGAUACGGCACGGGCUCCAACUCGUGGCUCGUCUACCUGCAUGGCGGCGGGUGGUGCAUCAACUUCAACGACUGUGCAUCCAGAGCCGACUCCUACCGCGGCUCCUCGCGCUUCUGGCCCUCGCCCUCCUCCCCCUCCAACCUCACUCGCCUGAUGGCAGGCUACCACAUGAGUUUCACGGGCAUUCUCAGCAAAAACCCUGCAGACAACCCCUUCUUCCACAACUGGAACAUGGCCGUCGUCAUGUAUUGCGACGGGGGCGCUUAUAUGGGGUACAGGGGGCGCAUGCAGCAGGGCUCCAAGCGGGUGUUCCUCUCGGGCCACCACAUUCUGAGGAACAUCCUCACAGAGCUGCAGCAGAAGAGGGGCAUGGGGGCGGCGGCAUCGGCGCUCAUUGCCGGGUGCUCAGCGGGCGGGCAGGCGGUGGCGGUGGGGUGUGACUGGAUGGCCUCGUUCCUGCCGCGCUCUGCUAAGGUCAAAUGCGCCACCGACGCCUCCUUCUUCCUCGACGAGGCAGACAUCACAGGGCAGUUCACCUUCCGAUCCUUCAUGCAGCGAAUGAUGGCCUCCCAUUGGUCCGAUAGAUCCCUCAAUUCUGACUGCCUCAGAGCCAACUCCGGUAAUGGGACAUGGAAGUGCAUCAUGCCCCGCACUGCACUGGAGUACAGUAAAACCCCUACCCUUGUCGUGAACAGUGCCUUUGAUUUGACCGCACUGUACAUGUCCCUGUCUCGUGGGAAGCUCCCCGGGGAUGCAGCUGCCCAAUCAGCAACAACGUGCCUAGGCUCAAAUGGUUUCUCCUCGUGCCCAGCAAGCGUGCUCAAAUUUAUCAGAACGCAUGGGGAGAUGAUCAGAAUAUCCAUUUCCUCUCUUCUACGGCUCAAAGCAGAUGGGCAUACGCCUUUUCGAGCAUGGGUAUCAAAUGGGACAAGUCAUUGCGCUUUAGCAUAUUCUAAUUGGUCGCAGGCGAACCCAGGUGGCUUGAUUCUGAGAGAUGCAGUGGCCACCUGGUUUGCUGAAAACUAGGUACUCCUUUCAUAUUUGUAAAGUAGUU